Dromiciops gliroides (monito del monte) is the source of this 3973-nucleotide messenger RNA. RefSeq names its product lysosomal protein transmembrane 4 beta (gene LAPTM4B). Bases 430 to 1194 code for a protein of 254 amino acids. NCBI's taxonomy places the organism in Eukaryota, Metazoa, Chordata, Mammalia, Microbiotheria, Microbiotheriidae. The transcript is spliced from 7 exons. The record is from RefSeq and is a predicted model, not a curated record. Gene Ontology annotation, cellular component: lysosomal membrane.
UCACGCGGUGUCGCUGGCUCCCUUUCUCCCAGGCCUUUCCCCUCCGCUCAGGUCCUUCCCGCUCCAGCUCAGGUCCUCCUUCUUCCCUCCACUCCCCACCCCCUCCCGAAGUCCAAUCCUUUCCUCCGCCCUCCUUCCACCACUCUCUGGCUCUGGGAGUCCUGCAGCGGCUGCAUCGUGAAACCUCAGUGGGUUUGUCAGCGCCCGAAAGGAAGGAAGGGGCGGGGGGAAAGAGGUGCUCGCGAGAGACCGCAACAGCCACAGCAGCUGGAGGUGGACAGGAAGGCAGGGGCAGGGUGUUAGCGUUCCGGCAAAGUUGGGCGCGCGUUUGCGGGAACUCUGAGCACGCGGGGCUGCGGAGCAGCAGCGAUUGAAGAGGCAGUGGAGACCCCCUCCCGGCUCCCAGAAAACCAGGGGAGGCGCCCUGAAAUGAAGAUGAGCGCGCCCUGGACCCGCUUCUAUUCCAACAGCUGCUGCCUAUGUUGCCAUGUCCGCACCGGCACCAUCCUGCUGGGCAUCUGGUACUUGAUCAUCAAUGCUGUGGUACUUCUGAUUCUAUUGGGUGCAAUGGCGGACCCAGAUCAGUAUCACUUAUCCAGUUCUGAACUAGGGGGUGACUUUGAAUUCAUGGAUGAUGCCAACAUGUGCAUUGCAACUGCAAUCUCCCUUCUCAUGAUCUUGAUCUGUGCAAUGGCAACCUAUGGUGCAUAUAAGCAACAUGCUGCCUGGAUCAUCCCAUUCUUCUGCUACCAGAUUUUUGAUUUUGCCCUCAACUCCCUGGUGGCGAUCAGUGUGCUUGUUUAUCCAAAUUCGAUCCAGGAAUAUGUACGACAGCUGCCUCCUCAUUUUCCAUACAAGGAAGAUAUCAUGUCAGUGAAUCCUACCUGUCUAGUCCUUAUUAUUCUUCUCUUUAUCAGCAUUGUCUUGGCUUUUAAGGGUUACCUGAUUAGCUGUGUCUGGAACUGUUACCGAUACAUCAAUGGCCGGAACGCCUCUGAUAUUCUGGUUUACAUAACCACCAAUGAUACUACGGUGCUGUUACCACCCUAUGAUGACACCACUACAGCUUCAACAGCAACUGCAGUGGGUGUAGGGGCUGGGGCAGGGGCUGGGGCAGGGGCAGGGGCAGGGGCAGGUGCAAGUGCAAGUAUGGCUGCAAGUAAAGAGCCUCCUCCGCCUUAUGUAUCUGCCUGAGCCAAAAGGCAACAUGGCCCUGGGAAUGACGGCUUUCCUCAGACUCGUGAGCAAUAGUCCAUUCCUUCGGAGAAAUGUCCUCUGAGAUUACCUGUCCAUCAGUCCGUCACCGACCUCCUGCAAUCUUCAUUUUUUGUUUGUUUUUAAUUUUUUCUUUUUUUUUUUCUCCUGUAGUUUUCAGACUCAUAUAUUAGGUUAAAAAUGUAUUACACAUAAUUUUUCAAAUGUGUUUCAGUCGCAUCUCCUACCUGAUGGGCUCCAGAAUUUUUCCAUUUGUGCUAAGCCAAUAGUAGCUUUAUUUAUAAGACUUUGACACUCAACAUUUGGGAAACUGAGCCUCGAGUCUAGGAGCAGUUUCAUUUGGUGCCCAAGGAAGUCCCUAAAUCAGGUAGAGGGGAGGGACAACCUCUGCCUUCGUGCCCUUUAAUUUUUGAAAAUAUACAGGGAUAGACAAGGCUUUUCACUCCCCUCCCAAUUCUGUUGUGUAGGAUGAGUUUGGUAGGGCUGAUGCUUGCAAAAGCAUCUCACUAAUUUGGGGAAUGGGCUAGCCAUUUCAACUCUCAUAGGCAUUCACUAGAGAAUCCUUUGUCUGACUUAGACGUCAACAGCAGAUGUAUAUCCAUAUUCUACUUAUGACCCCUGCCUCCUGGGCAAAAGUCACUCUUGCCUUUGAAACUCCCUCAAUCUGUAAUUCCACAAAUAGGAAUUCUCUGCUGGAAAAUGCUCACCCCAAACAAUGAGAUGCUGUGGAGUUCUUUGGCUCCUGGUCUAAUAUAAGCUGUGUACUGGAAAGGGGACUGGAGCUAACCAAUCACCUUUUAUUGACCCAUCAACCUUCCAAGCACUUGAAAUAGGUUUUCCCACCCACAAUUCCCUUCUCACAUUAAACUUCCACAAAGUUACAUGUUUAAGAUGCUAAAUUCAAGGGGUGAUACAUUUGUCUCAUGUUUAGAAUUCCAAGUUAUUCUCUCCAUUCUUGGUCCUCUCCCUCAAGAAACCCAGUGGGUAGGCCUAAAACAUACAUAUGCAAUAGAACCAGUAGGUUUUGCACAUCAAAGUGAGCUUACACAUUUCCCACAUUAUCCAGGGAAGAAGGCAGAGGGUCACUACAGUGUUCCCUGAUGCUGUUGUCUCACCUGUAAGAUGACAGAGAAUGUUGAACUACAUGUCUAGUACUGCUUUAGCUCUCAAUAUGAUGCUGAUCCCCCAGAUCAUAGCAGCUACUGUUCCAGCUUUAAGCACCACUAUUUUCCAUCUUUCCUGACCCUAAGUCCCCCUCUCAAGCAGUAGGUUUCACUUGGCAUAUUAUUCUUGGACAGGCCUAGCAGAAUGUAUUCUGCUCCCCAUUCCCUCUGCCUCUUCCACCUCAUCCCAUGACCUCCUAUAAAAUACUCUGAAAUCUGUCCAUCUCGGUUUUAUGGCUCUGCCCUCCUCUGGGGCAUCCCCAAACAGCCUCAUUCAUUUCACCAUUUCUGAUGGUGUACCCCAUGCUCUGUGGACAGAAUAUCAGGAGACCCCUGGGUACAAUGAGAAUGGGCCAGUUAGGCAGGAGGAUAGAAAAGAACAGGGAGAGAGGGACAAUGAGAGUACAUACCAGUGUAGGUGGGGAGGGUGUGGGCAGGGAAAGGGUCAAUGCUCUCUGUGUCUGGUUCUGUAGACAGACCAGUGGUAUAUCUAGAGCAUGGGUGUAUGACUUGCUUGAGCAUUAACAAAUCUGGUUGGCAUGAUUUAUAUUUAGCAAGUCCUGUGGUUUAACAAAACCAUUUGCAAAUGUUUUUUGGUGUUAAGGGAGCUUGAUGGGGAAGAAGAACCAUCAUCUUAUCCAAGAGCAAGCCUCCUGGAAAAGAUUUCAGAAAGUCCUUGAUGAAGGGAAAUAAGUUUAGUAAAGCUAAUGGAGAAAAGGCUUUCUGGGCAGGGGAGGCAUGAGGAGGUUAGAAGGGGAGAGAGCUGCCCAACUUUGGGGAGGAAAAAAACAACAGUGAGAAGUUUAGUGUAGACAGAUCAGAGAUUUGAUCAGUUGACCUGAGUCAGUUGAGGGUCAAAGACAACUGUCUAUGGGAGGCUGAAGGCAAAAGGAAUAUUUUCCUGGAGUUGGGGGAGGAGGUGGAAGAAAGGAAGAGUAUCCAGAGAGGGAGAUGAGGCAGACAGAGGAGCAGGUCACCCAGGAAAUGUGUGGUACGUUGCAGGUCAACAGCUUGCUCUCCAAAGAUUAGAAAUGUCCCUAGGCGUGUAGGCCAGUCCCUAACUCUUGAUGCCUCUUCCAGUCAGGGGUAGGUCCUGUUGCUUGAUCUCACCGAACCUACCCCAGGCCCACUCAGGAAGGUUUUCUAGCCCAGUCUCCAAGAUACAUAGAUAGAUAUUAACAUAUAUACCUUUGAACUUAGGCGGCAAGAUUUUCUUUCCCUCUCUCCAUCCAAGCAAGCAUUACCUUUCUGCUUUCUGAGAUAUUUGGCAACCCUCUGAUAUGUAAAGCAAACACCAAAUUCCUUUGAAGAUGGAUACACACUACUUUUCUUACUGGGUUUUACCUUCCUAGGUAGCUGAAGAACUUUGGUGCAUUCAUUUGUUUGAAAGUUAGCAGCCCCACUAUUUGCUCAUUGCUAAAUGUACUCUAUGUGAAGGUUUCCUGCAAUUAAAGUGAUAUGUCUUCAUUUCUCAGAAAAUAGCCCUUGGAACCUCUGGGCAUGCUGCCCCAUGGACCACUCCCUCCCUGAUAUUGUCAUGCAAAUGCCAUACAAUUUUCAUGUGAAUAAGAAAUAAAUGCCAUGUUUGUUCCAUG